Messenger RNA from Funneliformis caledonium, 1339 nucleotides. NCBI's taxonomy places the organism in Eukaryota, Fungi, Glomeromycota, Glomeromycetes, Glomerales, Glomeraceae. The record is from the annotation of a GenBank genome assembly.
AAUGCUCUCCAAAAACAAAAAAUAAGCAGUGUUGAAGUUCCUCACUCCACCAACCACUUAUACAUUGUCAAAGUAAAGUCGCCAGCCAAUCAAGAAAAAACUAUCUCGGUGGUUGGAACGGGGGAAAAAUUGCCCGAAGAAAAAACUUAUUUUGAUUUGGCCGACUUAAUUUGUGCGGUAGUAGGUUACAUUAACCUCCAUCAUGGUUUAGGUAAUACUGAAAAAAGGGAAGAUGAGGAUAAAUUAGAAAAUCAAACUAUUCGUCGAGUUGGCGAUUUAGUUUACAAUAUUUUUGACAACAAAUUAGGCAAUUUCGAUAACCUUAUCAAACAUUUUUUUAAUAAGUCCACUUUAGUUCGCUUACAAAAUCAAAAUAAUCCCUUAGCAAUUAUUUCAGAUGGAAUGGUAUCAAGUGUGAUGGGGCUGGGAGGACGUAAUUCGGUUAAUGCUACUUUAGCGGCCCGGAAUGUUUAUUCCUCUUUUAGUGGUCGUUAUGACCCAGUAGAAACCCCCGAAGGACGAAAUACUGGUUUGGUUCGCCGAAUAACGAUUGGGGCUAAAAUAAACGAUGAGGGGCAAAUAACUACUCCCUAUUUUCCGGUUCGUAAUGGAUUAAUUGUGCCCUCCUUGGUUUACCUAACCAGUGAAGAAGAAAAAGAUAAAUAUAUUGCUCACUUUAACCUAAAAAUUGAUGAUAAAAAUCAGAUUACGGAAGAAACGGUGUUGGCUAUUCACCAAGGGAAUUAUGUUCGCAUUCCCAAAGAGAAAUUAGAGUUUAUUUACAGUUCCUUUUAUCAUUUAAAUUCAGUAACCAGUGCUACCAUUCCCUUUUUUCAUCACAACGAUGCUACCCGCAUGCUAAUGGCAACUAAUAUGCAAAGACAAGCGGUAACUCUCUUGAAAAGUCAAGAACCAUUAGUGGCCAGUGGAAUUGAAGCGGGUCUUCUAAAUAACUCCCCCUUAGCAGUUAAGGCGGAAGAAAAAGGAGUUGUAGAAUAUGCCGAUAGUGAUAAAAUUGAAAAAGGACAAAUGCUGGCCUGCGGAAAUUACGCUAACAAUGGAGAAUUAUCAUUGGGCAAUAAUUUACGAGUUGGUUUUUUUUGUUUUGAUGGUUAUAAUUAUGAAGAUGGAUUUGCCAUUAGUGAAAGAUUAGUUAAGGAGGAUAUUCUUACUUCCUUUUUUGUCAAAAAGCAUACGAUUACCCGGCACAAUACCAAAUAUGGUCCAGAAAUAUUCACUCCUUCCUUUCCUCGUAACGAAAAGAAACAAUUUCCGCACUUGGAUAAAAACGGAAUUGCCAAAAUUGGAAGUCGAGUCAAAGGUAAUGAUAUUUUGGUUG